AUGUCGCGCGAUCCAUACCACGACUUUGCGGCCGACCUGCGCACCUCGCUCGCCUCGGCCCGCUCCCUCUCCCAGACCUACACCCAACUCCUCUCAUCCUCCUCCUCCUCCUCGUCAUCGUCGCAAUCCUCGGCACGGGGGCGGCCGAAACGCUCCGACGACCUCCAGUCGGCGCACGAUCGGCUGGCGGAUGCGCUCGAGGGACUGCGGCAGGACGUCGAAGACGUAAAGCAGAGCGUACAGGUCGUCGAACGCAGCGGGCCAGAACGCUUCGGCGUCUCCCCAGACGAGCUACACAGCCGCAAACGCUUCGUCAGAGAGUGCGAGGACGAGAUCGCACAACUAUCACGGACAGCACAGCAUCCCCCAUCGAGCGGAAAGGAAAAGUACAGCGACGGGUUCCAGGCCAUCGACAUGGACGAUCCAGAUCAGGAUGCCACAGAGGCUUUUGAACGAGAGCAGCAGCAGAUGCUCAUGUCGCGACAGGACACGACGCUGGAUUCCAUCGGGGCGACGCUCGUCAGCCUGCGCUCGCAGGCGGGCACCAUGGGCCAGGAGAUCGGCGAGCAGGUCGAGCUCAUCGGCGCCCUCGAUAGCGAGGUCGACAGCAGCCAGGGCAGGCUGUCCAAGGCCAUGCGCCAGAUGGACGAAGUCGUACGCAUCAGCGACGAACGCCUCGGCGGAUGGUGCGUCUGGAUCCUCGUCAUUGUGCUCUUUAUCUUGCUCUUGAUGGUCAUUUUGAUAUGA
Pseudozyma flocculosa PF-1 is the source of this 747-nucleotide messenger RNA. RefSeq lists its product as uncharacterized. Gene Ontology annotation, cellular component: endomembrane system; SNARE complex; membrane. The record is from RefSeq and is a predicted model, not a curated record. The coding region runs from base 1 to 747 and encodes 248 amino acids. The transcript has 4 exons. Gene Ontology annotation, biological process: Golgi to vacuole transport; intracellular protein transport; vesicle fusion. Gene Ontology annotation, molecular function: SNARE binding; SNAP receptor activity. NCBI's taxonomy places the organism in Eukaryota, Fungi, Basidiomycota, Ustilaginomycetes, Ustilaginales, Ustilaginaceae.